Messenger RNA from Salvelinus namaycush (lake trout), 5510 nucleotides. Its product is annotated as centrosomal protein of 170 kDa protein B-like. NCBI's taxonomy places the organism in Eukaryota, Metazoa, Chordata, Actinopteri, Salmoniformes, Salmonidae. The coding region runs from base 30 to 5006 and encodes 1658 amino acids. Gene Ontology annotation, molecular function: protein binding. The transcript is spliced from 18 exons. The record is from RefSeq and is a predicted model, not a curated record.
UGAAGAAGGCUCUGAGUCGGGGCUCCAAGAUGAGUGUGACGUCAUGGUUCCUGGUCAGCAGCUCAGGUACAAGACAUCGGUUGCCACCAGAGAUGAUCUUUGUAGGCCGGGAGGAGUGCGAGCUCAUGUUGCAGUCGCGCAGUGUGGACAAGCAGCAUGCUGUCGUCAACUACAACCCAGCCACAGACGAGCACAUGGUGAAGGACCUGGGCAGCCUGAAUGGGACUUUUGUGAAUGAUCUGAGAAUCCCAGACGAGACUUACAUUACCCUGAUGCUCUCUGAUGUCAUCCGCUUUGGAUAUGAUUCUCAUGUGUACAUCCUGGAGAGGAGUCAACACAAGGUGCCAGAGGAGGCUCUCAAACAUGAGAAGUACACCAGCCAGCUGCAGAUGAGUAUGAAGGCACUGGAGGCCAGGAAGAAGGAGAAGGAGAGGCAGCAUGUUAAGGAGAAGACCAGAGACUCAUCCUGCUUCAAACAGGAGAAAGCCGAGCAUAAAGCUGCCCUCGCAGCAGUGGCCAGCGAGGCUCCAGUGUCCAGACCCACUCCUCUGUAUGGGCAGCCGUUGUGGUGGGGGGAGGAUGAUGCUGAACACACUGAAGAACAGCGGCCAGACGAGGACCCUGCAGAGAAUACUAAAGAGGGCUCCAGACAUGAGGUCAGCGGCUCCCUGUCAGACAGCCAGGCCAAGACAAUCUACUCACACCACAGGGAGCCAAGCUACUUUGAGAUUCCCACUAAGGAGUUCCAGCAGCAGGAGCUCCAUGAGGUUCCCACUAAGGACACUGACUCCCCUUCUCUCCCUGUCCCUGUUCUCCCUCCAGUCCCCACCUCCACACCCCCUGUGGUGCAGAGCCACGCCUCCUUCACCAUUGAGUUUGAUGAAUGCACACCAAGCAAGAUCAAGAUCAAGGACCAUGUGACCAAGUUUUCCUUCCGCCAGCAACGCAAGCUCCCGGGUAAGGAGGCGGUGACAGCACCUACUGAGGUGAUAUCAGCGGAGUGCAAGGUGGCUGAUUGGCUGGUCCAAAGCGAUGUGAGCAUGAUGAGGAGGAGGUCUCAGACAGAGGACAUGUUCAGCUCAAAGAGUGGCCUGCCCAUCUGCAACGAGGCUUCCACAGGCCACCACCAUGAGGAUGGGAUUCGGAGUGACUCUGAGGAUCCUGUUGUAAACGGGAAACAGGCUGUCCAAUUAAAGCCACCGAUGGGCCCUCACACAUCUCUACCACCCCAGCUGGCCCUCCCUAGACCCUUCACCAACCCUGACUCAGAGGAUCCUCAGUCUCACUCCCCUCCUCCGAGCCAGGACAAAGCAGACCCCCAGCAGGGCUUCGUCAUUGAGUUUUUUGACGACAAUCCACGCAAGAAGCGCUCACAGUCCUUCACCAACAACACAGGCCAGCUCGACAGCCCGGCCCUCAGGAACAAGCCGGAGAAAAGGUGCGGCCCCAGCACCCCCACCCAGCAGUACACCAUUCCCUUGAAGGGCCCGGGUUCUGGAGGGCCCCAGAGGGCCGGCUCCCUGAGGAGGGAGAAGAUGGAGGAUUGGAUCAGUAACGGCAUCUCCUCCUGCUCCAUCCCUCCCAGGCCGUUUAGAAGUGUGGGCCGCAGGUCCAAACUGGCCCAGGACUUCACGGCUAAGUUCCUGAGGGAGUCCAGACAGGAGUCUAGGCCGAGCAUGAACACAACCUGGGAGAAGAAUACGUCACCUGUGUCUCCUACCACCAGCCCACCACCAACAGUAGAGGCAACAGCCCCCCACUCCCACCCGCCCACACCAAGCCCCCCUCAGCCCCCUGUCCCAUACCUGACUCAGACCUCAUCCGGUGCCCACCAGUCUGUGCCCCUGAAAGCCCCUCUAAUGCCCAUGGCCCCACGCAGCCUGGAGGCCCCACGCAGCCUGGAGGCCCCACGCAGCCUGGAGGCCCCACGCAGCCUGGAGGCCACAAUCCCCAAAGGCCUGAGGAACGAGGAGGAUGAUACCUUGAGUGAAGCAGGAACCUACACCAUUGAGACAGAGGUCCAGGAUAAAGAGGUGGAGGAGGCACGCAGCAAGAUAGAACAGGUGUUUGGUGUUGUUGAGGGGCCGGAGCAGCCCGGCCAGACUGCAGCAGCAGCAUAUAAGCCUGUUGAGUUUCAGGACAGGGAGGAGCGUAGGGAGAGUAGCUUGGUGGAUCUGAUGCCAGGUCCAGGGCAGGGACAGAAUCUGGUGCAGGUACCUGGUGGCUCUAAGUGGGUGUCUCGCUGGGCCAGCCUGGCAGACAGCUACACACACUCUGGCCCUGCCUCAGGCCUCUUCGAAAUCCCCUCACAGAUGGACCUGUCAGGAGGAGUUGGUGGGAGGACCGUCCAUCAGGCGACGCUCAGUCGGAACAUCAAUAGUGUGGAAUCGGAAGGCCAGAGUUCCAGAACACAGCGUAUUCCUUCUCAGGCACCAUCGAUGGAAAAUAAUGAGACUCCAACUCCCAGCAUUCUUAUCCAUCAGGACACUUACUUUACCUAUGAUAUUAAAGAGAGGAGCUCCAGAGUCCUUGGACCACAGGAGGACCUCCACAACCUGUCUGUACAGGACAACCUUGACCAAGACAGCCUGAGUGAUGCCAGUAAGUCAGACGACGGCUCCAUCGUGGAGCAGAGGAAGAUGCCCACACCAGAGAGGACAGACAAGAGUACAUCUCAGACCAGUAAAAAGGAGGGGCCCACACUCCCAGCCAAGUCUACAUCAUUCUACAUUGGCUCUAAGGAGACUGUGUCCAAACAGGAGCGGGGAUCGAGACCCAAUACACCUAAGAUUGAGAGAAAACCACCACCACCUCCCAACACACUACAGUUCUCCACAGCCACCCUGACCAAACAACAGGGUGGACAAGACUUUCAGAAGACAGUCAAGCUCAACUCAUCCGCUCCCAAGCUUGACUACCAGGGCAGAAACAGCCCUCAGCCCAAGGAGGUCUCAGUGUCUCUGGUCAGGCAGGAGAGCUUCAUUAAGGACCAGCCAAGUGAUGCUGCCCAGGUCACCAGACUCCCACACAUCUCCAGCCAGCCUGCUCUGAGUGACCCUGACCCUGCUGAGGCGUUCCAGGGUGUUUGCAGCCAGGACACCCACUCCUACCUCAAUGGGACCGGGGACGCUCUGGCUGCCCUGGCGGCCAAGCUCCAGGCCCAGCCGCCUGAUGUUGCUCCUUGCCCCAUAGAUUACUCUCUGUCUGGGGAGUCUGACAUGGACUCAGCGAGCACUGCCAGCCUGUGCAACAACCAAACUGCCCCCAAGACCGGAUCCAAGAAGCCCUUUAUCACUUGUGGCCUUCAGAGGGAGAGGUUCUCUGCCAGCUCCUUCACCCAGGAGCCCAGUCGCCAGCAGUCAGCCCUCGAUCGCCUGUCAGAGAAGCGGCGGUCCCAGAGAGUGGACAGCAGCAGGAAGCCUGAACAAGACAGAAGGCUGGGGAUGAGAUGCUGUGUUGUAAAACAUGGCACCAUGGACCUGAGCGAUGACCCCCAGAGCUUCAGCUUACCCUACUGGCCUGAAACCAUCUCCUCAGACCAGGAGGGCUCCCGGCCCGCUGCAUGCAAGAAGUACACCGUCCCCCUGCAGAAGGAGGAUCCCACUAAGUCCUCCAAAGUGGCCCAGGCCCUAAGCCGCUCCAACAGCAUGUCUGCCCCACGGCCCACAAGAGCUUCAAUGCUUCGCCGGGCUCGCCUGGGCGAGGCAUCAGACAACGAGGUUACAGAGACGGACAGAACCUCCCAGAACUCCCAGGAAGCCAGUGGAACCUCCAAGGCCUCCCAGGACAGUAAGAAGCAGCUCUCCAGGCUGGACAUGCUGGCUCUGCCCCGGAAGAGGACUAGCUCCUUCACCACUCCCAGUGAUACAGAGUCCUCCGCACCCAGGACAGGCUUCUCCAACCGCAGCACAGAGUCCAACAGCGGCUCUGGCCUUAAGGCCUCCGUGGCCGGGCCCAGCACUAAGCCUGCGCUAGGCAGGGCCUCUGGAGCUCCAGGCAAGCUCAUCACCCGCGUCCGCUCCAGCAGUGCUAAAUACACCAGCAGCACAGCCAGCUCUAGACGACGACAGAAAGUCUCUGACUACACCUCCACCUCCGAGGAGGAAUUUGACUCUAACCAGAGCACCCUUAAACACAAACGCUCACACACCCCCUCAGCUUCCCGCUCCCAGCCUCUCAUCCCCCCACGCCCCAAACCCCGCUCACGAGACUCGGACCAGGAGAGUCACGAGGGAGACGCCUACCAGAACUGGUCCUCUCACAGUGCUGAGAUAGCAAGACUGAGUCAGGACCUGGCUAAAGAUCUGUCCGUCCUAGCCAGGGAGAUCCAUGAUGUGACUGGUGAUGCUGAUCCUCAGAGCUCUUCUGCAGUGGAGGCCAAUACACCUGUCUCUACCAUCACCGCCAGGGAGGUGUUGGUCCAUCCCAUCCCAGAGGCUGGUGUGAACUACCUUAGAGUUCCUCCUGGAUCCGCUGCAGCCAGGGACCCCGACCAAACCAUUAUGAAUGACCAGGAAUACAACUCCAAGCACAGAGGAUGGAACCAGGAAGUGGUUGUUGUGGAUGAUCUGAUGUUGAUUCCAGUGUCCCAGAUCUCUCUAGCUAUUCGAGAAAACACAGAGCAGCUAGCUGAGAAAAUAAAGGUACUAUUCCACAACAAAACUAACGUUUGGGAGGAGAUUGAAUCAAAGCUCAAUACUGAAAAUGACAUCCCUGUCCUGAAAGGCUCAAACAAGGAAAUCACAGCUAUUCUGAAAGAGCUCAGAAGAGUUCAGAGACAACUUGAGGUCAUCAACACUAUCAUUGAGCCCAGUGGAAAUCUUGAGCCAGCCAAAGCCUCCACUCCUAGUGCCCCCUCAGCCGGGUUGAAGCCAUCCAGGGCCCCUUCGAGAUACUGGAGAACCUCAGGUUCCCAGCGGGGUGGGGUUCCCUCUGCCAGCUCCAGGCCCAGUGAGAGUGUCAGGAGAUCAGUUGUGGCCUCUGAGGCAGAGAGCUACGUGGUCUGAGGUUUUGGAACACAGUGCCUCCCCUUCACUGCUGCACCACAAUUCCAGGUGUUGAGAGAGUGGAUUAGAGAGGGGGAAAUAGGCACUGCUAGGAGAACUGUGGCCCCACCGCACAAAGACACUACUGUACUGUGUGUGCACUACUAGACAACUGCAAUGCGCAUUGAACUGCCAUGGUGUGAGAAAGGGGUUGUACGAGACACAUAAAGCCAUACAGUGGUUAGUUCAGUCGAGGGAAAAUCCCUUUAAAGGCCCAAUGCAGCUCUUUUUAUAUCAAUAUAAAACAAAUUCUGGAUAACAUAUAAGAACCUUACUGUAAUAGAUUUAUAUUCAAAUUGACAAAAAUAACUUUUUACACAAACUAUUUCUCAAGCAAUAAUUUUGCUAGUACUGUCUGAGUGGGGAAGAAAAACUGAAAACUAGCUGUUCUUAGCAGAGGUUUGGAACUCUUUGUUAUUGGUCUAUUAACCAAUUUACCGCAUGGUGAUGUCACCAUGGAAAGCC